UAGUGCUAGAUUACUUUUCAGUUUCCCCACAGUCCAUACAUAAAUUCUGUAGACCUUUGUUCACCAACCUUCCCGGCCGCCGUGGCUGGCUGGUGGUUGCCGGAAUAUAUCGCAGAUUAUCUCUCCUACAUGGCUUGAUAUGCCCUUCUCAUAAGCCGUUACAGCCAACCAAGUCAAAACCGUGUAAAGAAAUUUUUUAUACUAGUAUUGAUUCUCACUACUUGUUACUAUUAGAUUAUUAUAUCGUUGAAAGAGCCGCCUUUUUGGUGGGUUUUGUUUUUCGUUUCAAUUCCAUUUUGAAUUUGUGGUUUGUUAAAAUUUUAAUAGUAAUUGUAGUGGAAAAAAGUUUUGUUUAGUAAGAGAAAUAGAGGAAGAGAUGUAUGGGGUGGCUCCGCCGCGGAGCUCGGAUUCGGAUGGUGCCGCUGCCGAUGGUGCAGCCUUCGUCAGGGCUUAUCAGACUUGGAAAGGCAGUAAUAAAUUUUUCCUUUGGGGACGAUUCAUUUUUGGGCCUGAUGUGAGAUCACUGUUUCUAACGAUAUUCCUCAUAAUUGCUCCUGUUGCUGUUUUCUGCGUCUUCGUUGCCAGAAAGCUGAUGGAUGAUUUUUCUGAUCAUUGGGGCAUAUCAAUCAUGGUUGUAGUCAUCGUUUUCACGGUUUAUGAUGUGGUCAUUCUCCUCCUGACUUCUGGAAGAGAUCCUGGUAUAGUUCCUCGUAGUGCACGUCCUCCGGAGCCAGAAGCCUAUGAAGGCAGUCCAGAAAUAGAGCCUGGCCAAACUCCACAGUUACGUCUUCCUCGCAUCAAAGAUGUAUAUGUGAAUGGCGUUGUAGUGAAAGUUAAAUAUUGUGAUACCUGCAUGCUAUAUAGGCCUCCACGUUGUUCACACUGUUCCAUAUGCAAUAACUGUGUGGAACGAUUUGAUCAUCACUGUCCGUGGGUCGGACAAUGCAUUGGAUUGCGGAAUUACAGGUUCUUUUUCAUGUUCGUCUUCUCAACAACAAUCCUGUGUUUGUACGUACAUGGCUUUUGUUGGGUUUACAUCAGAAAAAUAAUGGACAGUGAGAAGACAACAAUCUGGAAGGCAAUGAGCAAGACUCCAGCUUCCAUUGUCCUAAUAGUUUACACAUUUGUAUGCGUCUGGUUUGUUGGGGGCCUCUCAGUCUUCCAUCUUUAUCUGAUUAGCACAAACCAGUCGACAUAUGAAAACUUUAGAUACCGAUAUGAUCGACGAGCCAAUCCAUUUAACAAAGGGAUUUCUAAGAACUUCAUGGAGGUAUUCUGCACCAGGAUUCCUCCGUCAAAAUUCAAAUUUAGGGCGAAGGUGCAGAGAGAGCCCGAGCUCCCACCUCGAGUGGUGGGUGAUGGUUUUUCAGUUUCGAAAGUUGGGAAACCCUUGGGUAAUCUGGAGAUGGGAAGAAAGCCAGUUUGGGAUGAAGGUACUACUAAUGCAAAUGAAUUUGAAAGGCAAUAUGGACAUGAUGAUGGUCUGGACAAAUCUGGCGAACUGCCAAUCGUUUCCCCUGAGCUGAGUAGGAUCACUCUUACUGAGAGCACAGAGGGAAGGAGUAUUCUACACUCCAGGCGCUCUAGUUGGGCAAGGACAAGUGGAAGCUUGGAUAUGCCGGCUGAAGUUGGAAGCAUGCCUAAAGAGUUGGACAACUUUCAAUUAUCCGACCAGCAACCACCCGCUGCUGCCUCCCCUGAGAUUGUCGCAAUGGCCUCUCGAAUGGGAGACUCAAAUCACAUUCCUCUAGGCGAAAGAUUUACAGUAGAAAAUCAGCAAUGACAAAUCAGUUGGAUACUACAACAAACAGGGGAGAGAAGAGGGGAAAUCAUAGAAACCUCCUCCCUUUUCCAUCAAGGGUAAAAGAAAGAAAAGGAAAUGCUUGCGAGUUUCGAGUUUUGCUUGAUUGAAAAGUCUUGAGGUGUGCGUGCUCUCUGUAUAUCUUCUUUCAACGAUUGUGAAUGUGCGAGUUUAAGGAAUGACUUUUGACACAAAAAAAAAAAAAAAAGAAUGUGCGAGUUUAAGCGUACUCCUUGUUUCUAUCAUAAUAUAUUUUUACCAACCUUUCUUGUGCUCCCA
This is a messenger RNA of Coffea eugenioides, 2080 nucleotides long. RefSeq names its product probable protein S-acyltransferase 7. Gene Ontology annotation, molecular function: protein-cysteine S-palmitoyltransferase activity. Bases 377 to 1783 code for a protein of 468 amino acids. Gene Ontology annotation, cellular component: endoplasmic reticulum; Golgi apparatus. Gene Ontology annotation, biological process: peptidyl-L-cysteine S-palmitoylation; protein targeting to membrane. Lineage: Eukaryota; Viridiplantae; Streptophyta; Magnoliopsida; Gentianales; Rubiaceae. The transcript is spliced from 5 exons. The record is from RefSeq and is a predicted model, not a curated record.